Magallana angulata is the source of this 3045-nucleotide messenger RNA. Its product is annotated as zinc finger protein 852-like. Bases 72 to 2366 code for a protein of 764 amino acids. The transcript is spliced from 5 exons. NCBI's taxonomy places the organism in Eukaryota, Metazoa, Mollusca, Bivalvia, Ostreida, Ostreidae. Gene Ontology annotation, biological process: regulation of transcription by RNA polymerase II. The record is from RefSeq and is a predicted model, not a curated record. Gene Ontology annotation, cellular component: nucleus. Gene Ontology annotation, molecular function: RNA polymerase II cis-regulatory region sequence-specific DNA binding; DNA-binding transcription factor activity, RNA polymerase II-specific.
GCGCAGUGUGCAUAUCCUAAUUGAUUUGAAGAUAUAAAAUUUUUAAUGUUUGGUAUUUUUGGGGCAGUUAGAUGACCAUGGCCGCAUUCGCCCUAACCCCAGAAGAUGUACUCGUCACAUAUAAAUCAAAGAUUGAAGAAGCUAUACAAUUGCUGUUACACAUUCCUCCCCAUUACAAGGCUGAGGCAUGGCAGUUCUGGCAGAUUGUGACUCAAACAGUUAGACUGUUCACCCAGGCAUCUCUUGAUGAAUCCACACCUUUUAUACCUCCAUCCAAUAUACUCUCAGAUCCAUUAUCUGCUGCCACCAUUCAGCUAUUAUCAAACCAGUUAACAAUUCAGGCAGCCAAAGCAACUCCAAGUCCAAAAACUCUCUCAGCUAAGAGCCCCAAAACAUUGAAGGGAAAAAAAUCCAGUGAGGUCAAAAAGAAACCAAAGGAAAGCAAAAAAGUAAAGAAAAAGUCUCCAAUCCAAAAGAAAACUGUGAAAAAAGCUGUGAAAAAAAAGGAUAAUAAAAACUCCAAUAAAAAAAGUCCGGCUGAAACUGCAGUCACUGAUAAUGAGGCAGAGGUAGCAGUUCAGACCUUAACAGACACAUACGUGAGUGUAUUCACUCCUAUCUCUACACUGGAUUUCUCAGAUCUAGUAAUCUCAAAUCCAAACAGUGUUCAGAGCGUUCACUUACAUUAUGAGGAGAACAGUGAGGUGUGCGUCAAGCCAGUCAUUCUUCUUCCACAGGACGAGCAGAACAUCGCAGCUGGCAGUAUGCGGACUGUGAGCUCCCAGGCAGAUGAUGGGGGUGAAGACGAUGAUGACAACAAUGGUGUCGAAGUUUCGGAUGUUGUCUCACAAGAAGUUCUCAUCGAUCAUACAGAAAAAGCUUCAGACAAGGACAAGAAACAAAAGGAGAAUAAAAAACCUAAAAGAUUAAGGUACAAAAGAAACAUGCGGGUGAAAAAAAUACAGACAGAUCCCGAUUUUGAUCCAAUUGCAAAAUCAAAAAAAGCAGAAUUAAAAGAAAGUAAAGAAAAGAAACGAAGGGAGGAGAAAGAAAAGAGACUUAAAAGAAAAUCAAUAAAGAAACAGGGCUUUUUGUAUGAGGGACAUAGUUACUCUAAGGUGCCAGAUGAGGUAUUGGAAACAUUAGACGAGAAUUUCGAACUUGACACUGAGGAUGAUCCCCCAAGAGAGGAGUUGCCUCCCCCUGCUAAGAAAAAGCGAGGGAGACCAUCCAAAAAGGUACCAGGGAAAGACCCUGCUGAAAAUUCAGAUGAGUUGAACAUGUUCAGUUCAGAAAAGCAGAGGAUUCGACGAAAGAGGAGAACUAAGGAGGAAUUGCAGCAGGCGUCACUGGAGUGUACAGAAUGUGGUGUCAAAAUGUCCAGUUUUGGAGCUCUGGAUGUCCAUAUGAGGUCUCACACAGGGGAACGACCCUUUAAGUGUUCCAUCUGUCCCAAAAGUUUUACCACUAAAGGAAACCUACAGCGCCACGAGACAUAUCACCAGGGACUCCGUCCAUUCGUCUGUGGCGUGUGCGAAUAUUCAUUCACCGAGAAAAAGAGCCUCAAAGUCCACAUGAGAAUUCACACUGGAGAAAGACCAUUUGUCUGCAAGACCUGUGGUAAGGCAUUUACACAGAGCGGACCACUUGUUGUUCAUGAGAAAAUCCACGAGAAUGUAUACCCCCACCUGUGUGACGUGUGUGGCAAGAGCUUUAGACAGAAGAGUAACCUCAAACUCCACAAAGAGAGACACAACGACAUCAAGAAAUUCAAGUGUGGAGAAAAGGACUGUACCAUGGCAUUCUGCUCUAAAACUGAAUUACAGCGACAUUUGCGAGCACACACCAAGUUCAAAGACUACAUGUGUAACAUCUGUAACAAAACUUACAGUCGCUUCCAGUAUCUCAAGGAACACAUGUGUCUUCACAAUGGAGAGAGACCCUUUACCUGUCCAUUUUGUCCAGAAAAAUUCCGGGAUCAUGGGACCUUCCACAAACACAAGGUCAGGAAGCAUGCUGACCAGGUGGAAAUCCGCAGUCGAGUAUUAGAGAGAGUUCCCAUAGAAAGCCUGGAAAAAGUCAUCAGUGAAGGAUUGGGGAAAUCACCUAAUCAAAAAGGGGCAACUCCCACUAAGAAAAACAGUAAGAAAGGGGACGCACCCACUGAGGUUGCCAAUGAAAGUGUAUCCACACCUUUAAGGGAGGAAGACAAGGAGGAAGAGGAGGAGGAAGAGUACAUGGAAGUCUCCUUCACAGAUGAUGACACCCAGGCGUCCACAUCGUCGCAGAAAGCUGGAGAAACAGGGGAGGAGGGGACUGUAGUUCAUGUCAUUCUUAAUGAGUGGCAUGUGCCUGACCUGAAUUAGGUCCCUAUAUCAAUAACUGUGCACGUGCGUAGCAUCGUUUUUUAAAAGGGGGGGGGGGCAGAUUUAUGUUCACAAAUUAUGAAAUUCCUAAUCCAUAUUGGAAGAGGGGGGGGGGGGGGGUUAUACUUCCUAUACAUGCAACUUUGAAUUCAUUGUUACUCUCCUGAUUUCUCCAUCAAUUUUAUACAUUCUCCCAAACAAGUAGUGGGAGGGGGCAGCUCCAUGAUUUAAUUUUUUAUAUGUAAAAUAUAAAUAUUUGCUGCAAGAAAAAGUGCCCCCCCCCCAUGCUACGUGUCUGACUGAUUAUUUCGACUGAAUGGGCAAUAAAUUAGUUACUUAUGAGCUGGUUAACAAAUGUAACUGAUUUUAUUUAGACUGCAUGGGCAACUAAAUUUUUUAUUGUUGAGAAGGACACAAUUAUUAAUGGUUCCUACUGUCAGUCAUUGUGAUACUUCAGCCUAAUGAUAACCGCAUAUAUAUAUAUACAGUACUUAGCACUGCAUAGAAUAAUAUUUCUCAAUGUGACUAUACUUGUACCUGUAUCAAUAUGCAAGUAGUUUUUCAUUUACAGCAUUGUUCAUUAAUGUUAUUGUUGUUACAUCUUUGUAUUAUUCAAAUAUGACAGCUGCUGUACAUUAUAUACGUGUACUCUUUCAAUAAACUCUGCAUGAUGCAUUCA